Molecule: messenger RNA, 1038 nt
Organism: Gastrolobium bilobum
Lineage: Eukaryota; Viridiplantae; Streptophyta; Magnoliopsida; Fabales; Fabaceae
Exons: 6
Coding region: 69-707 (212 amino acids)
Source: RefSeq, a predicted model, not a curated record
GAGCUUUGUUUGUCACUGUUGUUAUGUAAGCCCCCCUCUCUCUCCCUCUAUCUUUUUGUCUGUUAGAAAUGGCAUUUGCAAGUGUCAUAGCUUUUGUUGCAUUUCUUGUUCUUCAACCUCUUUCAGCUAGAAGUGACUUCCUUUCUCCUAUGCUUUCUCCCAUCUUUGAUGAUGUCUGCAAAGAAGUGGAAUGUGGAAAAGGAACUUGCAAAUCUUCUAAGAAUAGCACUUUCUUCUUUGAAUGCGAGUGUGAUCCAGGUUGGAAGCAAUCUCCUGGUUCCAAUGAUGAGGCAGAUUUGAAGUUUCUUCCUUGCAUAGUUCCCAAUUGUACAUUGAACUACUCUUGCUCCAAUGCCCCUUCCCCUGUUCAAGAAAAAGCAAGAAAAGCCAAUGAGUCAAUUUUUGAUGCUUGCCAUUGGGUUGAUUGUGGAGGUGGCUCAUGCAACAACACAUCCAUGUUCACCUAUAGUUGUGAAUGCAAUGCUGACUAUUACAAUCUCCUCAAUGUCACAGCCUUCCCUUGCUUCAGAGAAUGUGCUAUUGGCUUGGGUUGCCCUGAUCUUGGAAUAACAAUGACAAACCCAUCUUCUUCUCCACUAUCAGCUUUGAAUGACGGUAGUAAGAAUGAAGCUAGCUCAAUUCUACAAGGAAGUUCCCUUUGGCUGGUCAUGCUGAUUAUCUUCAUGGCAAAGAUCGAGUUUCAAUAGGACAAAUGCUGGAUAGUUUUAGCAGUAUCUCAUAUUAUGCUAUUGAUUUGGAGAGGAAUGGUGAUCAUAUAAAUAAUGCAUCAGGGUUUAAUCAUAUGGCAGUUUUAGUCAUAAUAUAUCUAGUGCAGAUGAGAGAGCAUGAGUUUUUUGCCUUGGUUUUUUCAUUCUCUUUGUACAAUUAUUCCAUAACAUAUAUUGAUGAUUGAUGGUCUUAUAUCUUAUUGUGUUCCCCAAGUGUCAUGAAUUUGAUUGUUUAUAGAAGGUUAUAUUUUCUUGCAACUUGCAUUGGUGCUUGUAUUUCUCUUAUACAUAUUACUGUAAAUGGGGCAUA